This is a messenger RNA of Saimiri boliviensis boliviensis (Bolivian squirrel monkey), 6160 nucleotides long. NCBI's taxonomy places the organism in Eukaryota, Metazoa, Chordata, Mammalia, Primates, Cebidae. The record is from RefSeq and is a predicted model, not a curated record.
GGGCCGGGCCGGCCUCGUCUCGCCGAGGGAAGGCGGGAGGGCGCGCGCCAGGGCCGCUAGUCUGCUCGCUCGCUCGCUCCCUCCCUCGGCUGGUGGGUUUAGUCAGUCAGCCAGCAGCAGCCCGCGGGCCCGCGAGCCGCAGAGGGCCCGAGCCUGGAACGCCGGCGCCUCCUCCUGCCAUUGUUCGUCUGGCUGCGGCAGCGAGGGGCGCGGGAGCCCGGCCCCGGAGCCACCGCAACAUCAUGACAACAGAGAAGAGUUUAGUGGCUGAGGCUGAAAACUCACAGCACCAACAGAAGGAAGAGGGCGAGGGGGCCAUAAACUCAGGCCAACAAGAACCUCAGCAGGAGGAAUCUUCUCAAACAGCAGCUGAAGGAGAUAAUCAGUGUGAACAGAAGCUGAAAGCUUCUAAUGGAGACACUCCUACACAUGAAGACUUGACCAAGAACAAGGAGCGGACAUCAGAAAGCAGAGGCCUUUCACGACUGUUCUCCUCGUUUCUUAAAAGGCCCAAAUCUCAGGUGUAUGAGGAAGAAGGCAAAGAAGUAGAGUCAGAUAAAGAAAAAGGUGAAGGAGGUCAGAAAGACAUAGAAUUUGGAACCAGUCUUGAUGAAGAGAUCAUUUUAAAAGCCCCAAUUGCAGCUCCUGAACCUGAACUCAAAACAGAUCCAUCUUUGGAUCUUCAUUCAUUAAGCAGUGCUGAAACACAGCCUGCUCAGGAAGAACUCAGAGAAGAUCCAGAUUUUGAAACUAAGGAAGGAGAAGGACUUGAAGAGUGCUCCAAAAUAGAAGUGAAAGAAGAAAGCCCUGAAUCAAAAGCAGAAAGAGAAUUUAAAGCUUCCCAGAAAUCAGUCAGAAAACACAGGAACAUGCACUGCAAGGUUUCUUUGUUGGAUGACACAGUUUAUGAAUGUGUUGUGGAGAAACACGCUAAGGGACAAGAUUUGCUUAAACGAGUAUGUGAGCAUCUCAAUCUUUUGGAAGAAGACUAUUUUGGUCUAGCCAUUUGGGAUAACACAACCUCUAAGACAUGGCUGGAUUCCGCCAAAGAAAUAAAAAAGCAGGUUCGUGGUAUCCCUUGGAAUUUUACAUUUAAUGUGAAGUUUUAUCCACCUGACCCAGCACAGUUAACAGAAGACAUAACAAGAUAUUAUUUAUGUCUUCAGCUUCGGCAGGACAUAGUUGCAGGACGUCUGCCCUGUUCCUUUGCAACCUUAGCAUUGUUAGGUUCUUACACCAUCCAGUCUGAACUGGGAGACUACGACCCAGAACUCCAUGGCGUGGAUUAUGUUAGUGAUUUUAAACUGGCCCCGAAUCAGACCAAGGAACUUGAAGAGAAGGUCAUGGAACUGCAUAAGUCAUACAGGUCCAUGACUCCAGCUCAGGCUGACUUGGAAUUUCUUGAGAAUGCCAAAAAGUUGUCUAUGUAUGGGGUUGAUCUUCAUAAAGCAAAGGACUUGGAGGGAGUAGACAUCAUCCUAGGUGUCUGCUCUAGUGGCCUUCUGGUUUACAAAGAUAAGCUGAGAAUUAACCGCUUCCCUUGGCCCAAAGUGCUAAAGAUUUCUUAUAAACGUAGCAGCUUUUUCAUCAAGAUUCGGCCUGGAGAGCAAGAACAGUAUGAAAGUACCAUCGGAUUCAAACUUCCCAGUUACCGAGCAGCUAAGAAAUUAUGGAAAGUCUGUGUAGAACAUCACACGUUUUUCAGAUUGACAUCUACAGACACCAUUCCCAAAAGCAAAUUUCUUGCACUGGGAUCCAAAUUUCGAUAUAGUGGCCGGACUCAAGCUCAGACCAGGCAAGCUAGUGCUCUAAUUGACAGGCCUGCCCCACACUUUGAGCGUACAGCAAGUAAACGGGCAUCCCGGAGCCUUGAUGGAGCAGCAGCUGUCGAUUCGGCAGAUCGAAGUCCUCGGCCCACUUCUGCACCCGCCAUUGCUGAGAGUCAGGUCGCAGAAGGCGGCAUCCCAGGUGCCUCUGCUAAAAAAACAGGGGUACCUAAAGCACAGAAGGAAAUAGUGAAAGCUGAAGUGAAAAAGGAAGAAGAGCCACCUGAGCAAGCUGAGCCAGAGCCCACAGAAGCAUGGAAGGUGGAAAAAUCCCACAUCGAGGUGACAGUACCCACCUCAAAUGGUGACCAAACACAGAAAAAAAGAGAAAGACUAGAUGGUGAAAACAUUUAUAUCAGACAUAGCAAUUUAAUGUUGGAGGAUUUAGACAAGAGUCAAGAGGAGAUCAAAAAACAUCAUGCCAGCAUCAGUGAGCUAAAAAAGAACUUCAUGGAGUCUGUACCAGAACCACGGCCUAGUGAAUGGGAUAAACGCUUAUCCACUCACUCCCCCUUCCGAACUCUUAACAUCAAUGGACAAAUCCCCACAGGAGAAGGAAGUAUAAAUGGCAUUCGCACAGAGGAGGUGACUGUCGUGACAAAGGGGCCAUCUACUAACCCUGACUCUGAAUGGGAGGGUCCCAAGCAUUCAGUAGUUCCUAGUAAAAGCCAGAUGACCACCCCGUCGGAGUCUCUGCAAAGCUUUGCCUCUGGCUCCCUCUCCAUAAGCAGCAAGGAGGCAGAAGAGAAGGAGGAGGGGGCAGCUGGCUAUCUUGAUAUUAAGGAGAUGCCAAAAGGCCCAACUGGGGAAUCUAUAGGAGUGGAGGAACAGGCCAGUGCCUUAAAGUUCUCAGGAACACCAGCUUCCUGUCAGCUACAACCUGGUGAAAAAAAGGCAGAGAGUAGUGGAGAACAUGUCACACCAGGAGAGCCACUUGGAAAACAAAAUGGAUCAUUUCUUGACUUUCAUGUGGGUAACCAGUUCCAGUUCCCCACCCUCAUUCGAAGUUUCCAGCCUCCCCUGGUGAAGACUCAAACUGUCACAAUCUCAGAUAAUGCCAAUGCUGUGAAAAGUGAAAUCCCAACCAAAGAUGUCCCUAUUGUCCACACUGAGACCAAGACCAUCACUUAUGAGGCUGCCCAGACUGACGACAACAAUGGAGACUUGGAUCCAGGAGUCUUGCUGACAGCUCAGACUAUCACAUCAGAGACCACAAGCAGCACCACCACAACUCAGAUUACCAAGACUGUAAAAGGUGGGAUAUCAGAGACGCGUAUCGAAAAGAGAAUUGUGAUCACAGGAGAUGCUGAUAUUGACCAUGAUCAGGUCCUCGUACAAGCCAUCAAGGAGGCAAAGGAGCAGCACCCAGACAUGUCAGUGACCAAGGUGGUCGUCCACCAGGAGACCGAGAUUGCUGAGGAGUGAGCUCAGGAACUAAGCUACCCCAACUCUCUGCCCUUCUCCCAUCCAAGAGAAACCAGCAAAGUGAUAAAGAAGCUAACCUGCCAUAGUCAGACUUCAGACUUUCAAGAUGAUUCUAAAUCACCAGAAAAUUAAUUUCAUUUUCUAUUGGGAGUUUAUACCAGGAGAUUCUUCUGGAUCUCACUGAUCCUUUUGAAGAUCUUUUUCUAUAUUAGGAUAUCAGAAUUAUUCAACUUUUCACUCUACAGACUGUUUUAAGAGUUUCUGGGUUUUUUUUAAUUGGGUGGUUUGUAAUGCCUGCAACCUAGCCUCUGCUCAUUUAUUUACAACCCCAACGCUGACAGAGUCCAUGGAAUUCUGUGGGAAAUCCUCCAAGGACUCUGUCAGCUGUGUUGAGGCCAAAGCUGGCUUAGUGGGACUUCCACGUUCCUCCCUAGUCUUACGCCCUUUGGAUGAUGGCAGAAACUUCAUGAACCAGCCCUCUCUCAGAGCCAGUGAUGUGACUGUAUCAGAAAACCAGGCAGGGCACCAGCCCUGAUCCACAGACCUGGGAACAAUGCCCCUGUUCCCUUUGCUGAGGGUUGUUUUGGUAAGGCAGAGCCCUCCACUGAGAAUGUAGUAUUGCUUUUCCUCUGUCUCUCCUGCUCUGCUCUUUUUGGAGCUUCUUUGGGUCAGAGACAUAAGAAGAUUCAGAUAUCUGAUACUGUGAAUGUUUGAACAUAUGCGUGGCCUUCACCUCUCCAGCUACCCUUUUACCUCAUCAGAAGCAGUGGCUCAGCUAAGUGCUCCCCUCAGCUCCCAUCUCAGGAGACCAAAUCUCACGGAAAAAUAAGGCAUUUUUGGCCAAAAGCUCUAUUGGAACAUUUUUAGUGGUGAUUUGGGGAAGGAAAAUUAAUGAGGUUUUUAAAAUAAGGUUUUCUAGUUUUCAGACUGUACACUUCACACAGGAGAAUGAGGUUACCUCUGUCAGGUCCUGGGCCUUUCAUCCCAAGUGAUAAGGAAUGUGGAUCAGAGAAGAGGUUGUGGGGUUUUUUUUUUUUUUUUCCACCUUUCUUCUCCCAGCAGGCACCUGCCUGAGGACACCCUUCUAGAGCAAAGAACUGGCUUUUAGAAGCCGUCUUCCCCACAAGCCACCACAUGACAAGGGAUACAAACCCCAGACCUGUUCACUCCCACUCACCAUCUGAGGUCUGUCAGGGUUUGAAGGCUUGAUUUUGUGGUGGGUUUGGGGCUUAGAUUUUUUUUUUUUUUUUUUUUUUUUUUGGUUUUGGUUUUUGAAAAUAAAGAUAAUGCCCUGAUUCCUGUAAGGAUUUGGGGGCAUUUUUAUUCAACAGAGCUUCUCUAACCUUCCAACUGCUUCCCACAAACACAUUGGCCUGGAGGCUCUUUAGAAUCCCAGUGCCAGGCUAGAAGUGAACUUCCUAAGAUAAACAGUGGGUAAUGGGCAGCAGUCACUGGGCUCAAGAAGAAUGAGUGAGAAAAAUGUCUAAAGCUGCUUCUCCCAACACCAUCCAGAGUCUCCACUGCCAGAGUUUUGUUUCGGUUGGUUUGAACUCAUUUUGGGUGUGUGCAUUUUUCUUGUGGUACCUGUGUGAGGAAUGACCAACAGGAGGGAGGGCAAGAGUCCAGGUGGGCCAUGGGACAGGCUUGGAGGGAAAGAGCUUGUCCUACCUCAGGAACAAACUUACAGGCUGUGUCUGAAAGGUGGGGCCUUGGGGUGGUGCCUAAGCCUGGCGAUGUUGCCAAGAGUGGUAGCAAGUGAGAAAUGGCAGCUUACAUCAAACAUGUAGUGUGUGCCCACUGCCUGAUGGAUAGGUGUCCUGCAGAAAAAGCUCCCAGGGCUCCCAGACCUAUGGAACAAAUAGGAGGGUGAAAAGGCAGAGGGCAUUGAGUAUCCCUUUAAAAACUUAACCCACUGAAUAUUCCAUGUGAUCCAGAUCAGUGUGGCAGUGUCCCAAAUGUUUCCUUCAGCUGUGUCACCAGUUCCCUUCUCCCAGCUUCCUUGUCUGUAAAUUGGACCAGAAGAGCUCUGAUGCCUUUCAAGCUUCUCAAGCCAUAGAUUUGGACAAGCCCAGCAAGAUGGGUGUCCUUCCAGGCCUCUUCCUCUUUCCUCCAUCUCUGGCAACAGAUCUUGGGGUUUGGCAAUUGUUUGGAUAUUUUUUCUUUCUGCAAUUGUGUGUAUGUGUGUUUGUGUGAAGAAAAACAGACUCUGUCCAGGUAGAAAUGGUGAAGAGGGGAAAGAGAAUUCCAUUUCCAGGGUCAGAAACUUGGCAACAGUUUUUCCUAAAGUGACUCAGACACACCACAGUUACAAUGCUCACUGCAGUUUUAUUUUCACUUGAGAAAUAAAGAUUUCCUCCAACUACAUGAGAAUUCUGGCACCCACCCACAAAGCAAGACCUGUAUUUAUAAGCUGAGGGCUCAGGGAGUCUAACUGCAGGAACUGUCAGGGCACUUCGACCCAUCCCCCUCCCCUAGACCCGUCACUGGUCACUGGGCGUUGGGGGAAUGUUUGGCAGCUGGGGGUGAGGAGACAACAGACCUCUGGAAGUAGAGCCAGAGCUAUGGCCUGACUGAAGCCCCUUGAUGUGCAUGGGAAAUUUCUGCCCAGGAUCUCAGCCCCAGGCUGGUUGUUUUUACAAAUCUCUCUCAAAUGUAUUAUUUUGGUGACAAAAAUGAAGGAGCUUUGUAAAUUUUUUUAAAAUUAUGAAUCAUAUCAAGUAGUUGUUUACAUUUCUUGAAAAAAAUAGGAACUCUGGCAGCAGAAUCAGAUUGGCAGAAUCCUUAGACUAAACAUGCAAUAAUCAAGUCUGCUGUUUCGGCCUUUUGUAGAAGUGGUUGUAGUGUUUAGAUAUGUUUGGUCUUGCUUCUUGUAUUGCAUUUUUUUUUUCAAUAAACAACAACAAAAAGAA